CCCUCUCGGCCCGCCCUCUCUCCUCCCUGCGCACCGGGCUCCCGGUCCCCGGCCCGGAGGCUGCGGCUUCUGCUCGGGAGGCGGCGGCGGCGGCGGGAGCAGCCAUGGAGGCAGGCAGCGGGGCCGGCGCGGGAGCCGCGGGCUGGAGCUGCCCUGGCCCAGGACCCACAGUAACCACUUUAGGCUCCUAUGAGGUAUCUGAGGGUUGUGAGAGGAAGAAAGGCCAACGCUGGGGGUCCCUGGAGCGCCGUGGGAUGCAAGCUAUGGACGGGGAGGUGUUACUUCCAGCUCUAUAUGAGGAAGAGGAAGAGGAGGAAGAAGAAGAGGUCGAAGAAGAAGAGCAAGUAGAGAAAGGAGGCAGUUUGGGCUCCCUAUCAAUGGGCAAGCAUCGGGGCCUGAGCCUGACAGAGACAGAGCUGGAGGAGCUGAGGGCCCAGGUGCUGCAGCUGGUGGCAGAGCUGGAGGAGACCCGUGAGCUUGCUGGGCAGCAUGAAGAUGACUCCCUGGAGCUUCAGGGGCUCCUGGAGGAUGAGCGGCUGGCCAGUGCCCAGCAAGCAGAAGUAUUCACCAAGCAGAUUCAGCAGCUCCAAGGUGAGCUGCAACAUCUACGGGAGGAGAUUUCCCUGUUAGAGCAUGAGAAGGAAAGUGAACUUAAAGAAAUGGAGCAGGAGUUGCAUUUGGCCCAAGCAGAGAUCCAGAAUCUACGGCAAGCUGCGGCAGACUCUGCCACUGAACAUGAGAGUGACAUAGCAUCCUUGCAGGAUGAUCUCUGCCGGUUGCAGAAUGAUCUCGAUGACAUGGAACGCAUUCGAGGGGAUUAUGAGAUGGAGAUCGCCUCGCUCCGUGCAGAAAUGGAAUUGAAGACUUCUGAACCAUCUAAUUUAAGCAUCUCCGACUUCUCUGGGAUACAAGAUGAACUACACCAUCUUCGAGAGCGCUACAACUUACUGAAUGAGGAGUAUCAGGCCUUGCGGGAGAGCAACAGCAGCCUCACAGGGCAGCUUGCUGAGCUGGAGAGCGAUAGGACACGGAGAGCAACAGAGCGAUGGUUGGAAUCUCACCUGCUACGGAGUACGAUGUCCUCCGAGUCUCAGACUUCAGAACUGGAUUUCCCAGAGCCGGACCCUGUGAUGCAGCUUUUGCGCCAGCAGCUGCUGGGAGCUGAGGAACAGAUGCAGGACAUGCAGGACAAGUGUAAGAACUUGUACUGUGAAUUGGAAGAGCUACAGCAUCACCGCAGAGCCAGCGAGGAGGAGCAGAAGCGGCUGCAGAGGGAGCUCAAGUGUGCCCAGAAUGAGGUGCUCCGGUUUCAGACCUCCCACAGCACCCAGCAUGAGGAACUGAAGAGCAGGCUCUGUACCCUGCAGCAAAAGUAUGAUGCUAGCCAGGAUGAACACAGUGAGCUUCUGAAGGUGCAGAUGCAGCUCGAGACUGAGCUCCAGCAGCUCAGACUCCUCAGAUGCACUCCUGUAGAGAGCCAGAGUGAAAAGGAGUUGAUGUGCCGGCUCCAGAAGCUGCAGGCCCAGCACCAGUGCAGUGUGAAUGAGAAAGAGCAGCUUCUAGAAGUCCAGCAUCACCUGCACGACAAGCUGCGGUGCCAUGAGUCAGAGGUGCAUCGGCUCCGAAGCAUGGUGGACUGCUUGCGAGAGAAAAAUGAGAAGAAUUCAGGGAUACACCUCCAGCUUCAGGAGAUGAAGGGAUUGUAUCAGUUCAGCAGGGAUGAGCUGGAGCGCCAGAAGCACAUGUAUGACCAGUUGGAGCAGGACUUCCUGCUCUGCCAGCAGGAGCUGACAGAGCUCAAGUCCAGCCAGUCCCUCUGUGAAGAAAAUGGAAACUGCUCAAACAAGUGUGAUGCACUGCUGGCCAGACUGACAGAAUUGCAGGACAAGUUCAAAGCCAGCCAGGAGGAGAUUGGGCGCCUGCAGAUGGAACAGUGUGAGCUCCUGGAGGACCAGAAGAGGCUGCAGGAGGAGCAGGGCCAGCUGCAGGAAGAGCUGCACAGGCUCACAUUCCCACAGCCCAAAUGUGGCAUCUUGCAGAAGAGUCAGGAGCUGCUUUCAAAGCUGCAAGACCUGUGUGAAAUGCAGCUGCUCUACCAAAACAUGCAGGAGCAACAGAGAAAGCUGACACAAAACCAAGAGUGUGUACUGAAGGAGCAGCUAGAGGCACACAAGCAUCUUCGAGGUUUCAAAGAGUCUAAUUUCCAGGAAGUGUUGGCGAACCCUCAAGAUGCUAAAGGGCCUAAGUCCUCCAGUUGUGAGAAUAAGUUCAAGGUGCUUAUGGACCAGCUGCAGGCUCUGCAGGUGCUAUAUGACACCAGUCAGAAACAGCAGGAGGUACUGCAGCGGGAGCAUGGGCGGCUCAUGGAGGAGCGGAAGAGGCUGCAGGCUGAGCUACAGCUCUGCAUGGAAGAAAUGCAGCUGCUCCAAACUCAGUCCCCCAUGAUAAAAAGGAGUUUUGAGUACUGCGGGAAGAACUCAGGCAGCAGGGCCCCCAGCACUGAGAACUUCCACAGGAGUUACGAGAGUUCCAUUGAUGAAAAUGAGGGCUAUCAGAAGAGUUACGUGAGCUCCCAGCCCAGCACUGAAACCUUCCUCAAGAGCUACGACAGUAGCACCAGUGCCAGUGAGGCCUUUGAGAAGAGUUACUGCUCCAGCAGCACAAGCGUGAGCUAUAAGAGGAGUUAUGGCUCUGUCAGUAGUGGUGAGACCCUUCACAGGAGCUAUGCCAGCAGCAGUACUGAUGAGGACCCAGCUGAGCCUGAAGACUUGGAGCACUUUGAGGAAACAGUGGCCAAGGUGCUGACCAAGUUGCAGGCAGUGAAGGCCCUGUACCAAGUGAGCCAGGAAGAGCACUGCCAGCUGCAGCAACGGAUGCACAGGCUGCUGGCCAAGCAGAAGGAGCUCACGGAGGAGCUGCAGUGCUGCGAGAAGGAGCUGAGGGAGUGCAUGGAGAGCCUGGGGAAGCCGUUGCCUCCCCAGAGUGACAAGUGCGAGAUCAAAGAACUGCAAACUAAGCUGCGGGAGCUGCAGCUGCAGUACCAGGCUAGCAUGGAUGAGCAGGGGCGGCUUCUGGCCGUGCAGGAGCAGCUGGAGGGGCAGCUGCAGUGCUGCCAGGAAGAACUCCGCCAGCUCAAAGAAAACCGGCCCUCUAUUAGCUCAGAAGUCAGGGGCAAGAAUGUCAAUAAGAAUAUGAACAAGAAUGCCAAUGGAGUUAGAAAUAAGAAGCUGAGCAAGGUGUGCUCAGAGGAUUUGGAGAAUGGCUUUGAGAAUGAGAAGAAUCUGGAGGUGAUGCUAUACUACAAGGCCAGCCAGAGGAGAUUAGAUGAGCUAAUGAAAGAAGAAAAAGAGAUUGAAGAGGCAAGAAAGAAAGAAAGAGAGAAAAAAGCCAAGAAAGAAUUGUGUAAACUAGCUACUAAUCCAGCAGCAGAUCCUAGGGCAGAGCCUGAGCCGACAGAAGAUGAAGAGGAAAACUUUGAAGAGUACAGAGAAGGGGAGGAUGAAUCUUGUGAGGCUGCUGAGGAAGGCAACCCCCUUAAGCUUUCUGAGAGCAAAAAGAACAUGUUUGGGAUGUGGAAGCCUAUGGUAUUCUUGGCCAUUGCAGCAGUAGCUCUGUAUGUGUUACCCAAUAUGCGACCGCAGGAAUCAGAAUACUACAUGAAGUGAUGGCAGACCUGGACCAGCCCAGAGGGCAGAUCCCCAGAGGCUACCACCCUCACCUUUGGGCAGAAUACACUGUGCCAGAGCCCCCAACCCACCUAUGUUUCUCCAUCUCCUUUGCCUCAGCCACUCAGACUGGAAAGGCUUAUGGGAGUUGCUGGCUCUCAACCUCCUGCCUUGUGUAAGAACCUGGGUUCCUUGUAAUUAAAUGUCAGCCUAAUUA
This is a messenger RNA of Mus caroli (Ryukyu mouse), 3882 nucleotides long. RefSeq names its product coiled-coil domain containing 136 (gene Ccdc136). The record is from RefSeq and is a predicted model, not a curated record. Gene Ontology annotation, cellular component: acrosomal membrane. Lineage: Eukaryota; Metazoa; Chordata; Mammalia; Rodentia; Muridae. Gene Ontology annotation, biological process: single fertilization; acrosome assembly.